AUGGGAGCUACUCCUUCCCAUAACCUUGAGCUCCUUCUUAGCCGCCUUCCGUUGCAUAAGCAAGUGGAAAUGGAGGCGAUUCUGUGUGCAUACCGCCUCAAGCUCAUGGGUCUCUGGAAGUCCCCUCAUCACCUGUCUCUGUACGAUAAACUGUGUGCAAAGACUAGUAAGCAUCCGUACUUUACGAUGCCUUCUGACUGGAUGUUAAAACAAUUCAGCUUUAAUGCCAAUUAUAACACUGUUUCCUUCCAGAGAGCAAUGGAAGGAUGUACAGGAUAUCAUUGGCAAUGCACACGAAAUCUGGAAAGCUUGCUACUGUCUGAAGCUUUAGCCACAUUGGCUUGUGUAAAUAACUGCCUAGAUCGAGGCAUAAGCGGGAAGGUUAUCAGAAUCAUCUCUGAUAGCCAAGCUGUGUUGAAAGCUCUCCAUCGAGACUGCUUCUCUACCAAGACUGUUUGGGAGUGCCAUAAUGCACUGGUAAGACUAGCUGGCAGUAAUAGGGUUUCCCUUUACUGGGUUCCUGGUCACCGUGACAUUGUGGGUAACGAACUGGCAGAUCAGUUAGCUGAGCAGGGCUCCAAUGCACCAUUUAUGGGACCCGAGCCUGUCCUCUGCCUGCCCUGCAAUGCAGUAAGGACUACUGCAAAGAACCUUCUUAUGGAUGAAUCGUAUGGCCAGUGGCUUCAGUCCGAGUCUCAAAGACAGGCCAAGACUCUGAACCAGCAGCCUCCCUGGCUCAGGUCCAAGGAACUGCUUAACUUGAGUAGGAAUGAGAUCAAGAAUGGAAGUUUGAAGUUUCAUUUAGGAAUACAUUCUAACAAAAAGCCAUAUUCUUGUGCAAUUUGUAAGAAAUCAUAUUUUCGGAGUGAAAGUCUCAGGAAGCAUUUGAAGACACAUACUGAAGAAAAACCAUACUCUUGCGAAAUUUGUAGGAAGUCAUUUUCUAUUAGUGGAAAUUUAAAAAGCCAUUUAAGGAUACAUACUAAAGAAAAACCAUACUCUUGUGAAAUUUGUAAGAAGUCAUUUUCUCAUAGUGGAAGUUUGAAGUUUCAUUUAGGAAUACAUUCUAACAAAAAGCCAUAUUCUUGUGCAAUUUGUAAGAAAUCAUAUUUUCGGAGUGAAAGUCUCAGGAAGCAUUUGAAGAAACAUACUGAAGAAAAACCAUACUCUUGCGAAAUUUGUAGGAAGUCAUUUUCUAUUAGUGGAAAUUUAAAAAGCCAUUUAAGGAUACAUACUAAAGAAAAACCAUACUCUUGUGAAAUUUGUAAGAAGUCAUUUUCUCACAGUGGAGAGUGGAAUUCACAUUCUAACGAAGAGCCAUAUUCUUGUGAAAUUUGUAAGAAGUCAUAUUCUGGAAGUGAAAGUCUAAGGACGCAUUUGAUUACACAUACUGAAGAAAAACCAUACUCUAGUUAA
Uloborus diversus is the source of this 1416-nucleotide messenger RNA. RefSeq names its product zinc finger protein 233-like. Gene Ontology annotation, cellular component: nucleus. The record is from RefSeq and is a predicted model, not a curated record. NCBI's taxonomy places the organism in Eukaryota, Metazoa, Arthropoda, Arachnida, Araneae, Uloboridae. The coding region runs from base 1 to 1416 and encodes 471 amino acids. Gene Ontology annotation, biological process: regulation of transcription by RNA polymerase II. Gene Ontology annotation, molecular function: RNA-DNA hybrid ribonuclease activity; DNA-binding transcription factor activity, RNA polymerase II-specific; RNA polymerase II cis-regulatory region sequence-specific DNA binding. The transcript has 5 exons.